Messenger RNA from Exaiptasia diaphana, 4693 nucleotides. RefSeq names its product solute carrier family 12 member 1. Gene Ontology annotation, cellular component: membrane. NCBI's taxonomy places the organism in Eukaryota, Metazoa, Cnidaria, Anthozoa, Actiniaria, Aiptasiidae. Bases 143 to 3661 code for a protein of 1172 amino acids. Gene Ontology annotation, molecular function: sodium:potassium:chloride symporter activity. The transcript has 8 exons. The record is from RefSeq and is a predicted model, not a curated record. Gene Ontology annotation, biological process: chloride ion homeostasis; potassium ion import across plasma membrane; potassium ion homeostasis.
CAAACUGAUGGACGCAAGCCAUUUGUGGUCGUUUUAUGUCAAGACGAGCCGUUCGUAAGGACUUUUGAGGUCGUUAUUCUGAGGUGAGGAGCAGACAAAGGGAUCGGCACAGCCAUCGUUUGAGUAAGAUUUUCACGAAGACAUGGAUGGUAUGUCAGAGAUGCCAAAAGAUGAUGAACUGUCAAGCCUGGGUCAUGGCUACGAGAACCCUUUGCCACAUGGCGAAAGAAACGCAAAGCCUUCGUCUCCAUUAUCAGCUCGAUUCCAAGUCGAACAAGUUAAGAACGAACCGAAAGACAAAAUGGAUUUGAGUGACUCUGAUAGCGGAGCUCACAGCCGUGUGUGUUCCGACUCWAGCCGGCCUAUUUCUGUAAUUGAUGGUACGAUCGGGUACGCGACCAACGAAGCAGUGCCAAUGACCGUGUUUUACCGUAAUGAACAUUCACAAAGCCAUGCGAAAAAAUCCAGGCCGACUCUGCAAGAACUACAGAAAGGUUUUGGGGAAGUUUCCGAUCAACAGCCUGAUUUAAGUCAAACACCCAAUGUUGAGAACGGUGAAAACCAAACUAGUAACGACCUCAAGGUUUAUACCCAUGGAGAYAAAGUCAAAUUGGCACCAAAGUUUGGAUGGAUAAAAGGAGUGAUGCUGAGAUGUUUGUUAAACAUUUGGGGUGUAAUGCUGUUUUUGCGUGUUACUUGGGUUGUUGGUCAGUCUGGUAUUGGAUGGUCUACAGUCAUAAUAUUGUUAUCGGCAAUUGUCACUGUACUUACCACUCUAUCAAUGUCAGCAGUGUGUACCAAUGGAGAGGUUAAAGGAGGUGGUGCAUAUUUCUUGAUAUCCCGCAGUCUUGGUCCAGAGUUUGGUGGCUCCAUUGGUUUGAUAUUCUCUCUUGCUAAUGCCGUAGCUGUCGCAUUAUAUGUCGUUGGUUUUGCUGAGACAGUCAGAGACAUUCUUCGAGACAAUGACUCGCUYAUGGUUGAUGAAGUCAAUGAUAUUCGUAUUGUUGGCGUUAUCACCGUGUUGGCUUUGUUAAGUGUGACACUGAUUGGCCUUGAGUGGGUGGUUCGUACUCAAAUGUUUUUACUUGCUAUUCUGUUGAUAUCCAUCAUUGACGCCAUGAUAGGAACAUUCAUUGGACCUCAGAAUGAAGUCAGCAAGGCAAGAGGGUUCAUGGGCUACAAAAUGGAUAUCUUUGAGUCCAAUUUCGGUCCAGGUUAUCGCGAUGGUGAAAAUUUUUUCUCUGUCUUUGCUGUUUUCUUCCCCGCCGCGACAGGAAUUCUAGCUGGCGUCAAUAUUUCUGGUGAUCUGAAAGAUGCGCAGAAAGCUAUCCCACAAGGCACWCUGCUCGCUAUAUUACUUAGUACUAUAGUGUACGUUAUUUUGGCUUGGUUUGCUGGCGCAUGUGUAUURCGUGAUGCACAUGGUAUUGUUGCAACAGUUGCUGCAGUUAAUGCCUCCGUCCCAGGGAAUGUAAGUCAAGUACUGCCGAGCUGUCCUGGACCAAAGUGUAUGUAUGGACUGAUGAAUGACUUUCAGGUAAUGGAAAAGAUCUCAGCCUGGGGACCAUUAGUAACGGGAGGUAUCUUUGCUGCUACCCUMUCAUCAGCCUUGGCCAGUCUUGUUGGUGCUCCUAAAACAUUCCAAGCUCUUUGCAAGGACAACAUUUUUCCGUACAUUGAUUAUUUUGGAGUUGGGAUGGGGCCUGGGGACGAACCUAGACGUGGAUACCUGCUGACAUUUUUGAUUGCGGGAGCGUUCAUCGCAAUUGGUGAACUUAACGUUAUCGCUCCUGUGAUAUCGAACUUCUUUUUGAUGUCGUAUGCUUUGAUUAAUUAUGCUGUGUUUGCAGCAUCUCUGGCACGUUCUCCAGGAUGGAGACCGUCCUUUAAGUACUAUAAUAUGUGGGUGUCGCUUGUAGGGGCUUUAGUGUGUGUAGCAAUCAUGUUCCUUAUCAACUGGUGGGCUGCUUURGUGACUAUUGUGAUUGUCACCGCCCUCUACAAGUAUGUUGACAUCAAGAAACCSAACGUAAAUUGGGGAUCUUCUGCSCAGGCUUAUACUUACAUCCGGGCACUGCGAUUUUCUUAUCGUCUCAACACUGUUGAAGAUCACGUGAAGAAUUAUCGUCCCCAGUGCUUGGUUCUGACUGGUUCACCUUCAUCGCGACCAAACUUGACGUACAUAGUGUCUCAGAUAACACGUAACGUCGGUCUCAUGGUUUGUGGUCAGGUCAACGUGGGACCCUUUGCGCGYGCYUCWAGUUAUGAAAAUGGAUGGUUAAAAGAAAGGAAAAUAAGAGCUUUUCAUACAAUAUGCACAGCUCCUUCACUUCGUUCAGGAGUCCAAGGAAUGCUACAGUCUGCCGGUGUUGGUAAGCUCAAACCCAACACGCUUGUACUUGGUUUCAAAAGAAACUGGAAAAAGGCUUCUGAUUCAGAAAUCAGCGAAUACGUUAACAUCAUCAAUGAUGCUUUUGAGAUGAAUUAUGGUGUAGCUAUYUUGCGCAUGCGUGAUGAAUACCAAAUAGGAGCCGACGAAUAUGAYGGCGAUGCGGAUGAUUGGAUGGGAGAUGGCGAGGAAGAACAUUUUGUUCCCAAAAGCCGUAGUCCCAGUGCUAGUAAGACAAGUUUUUCUGAGAGACAAACAAGUCAAGGAAGUGGUCUUUUCUCGGACAAGUCUCCAAGCUCAGGAGGGCGAUUUUUUCAUGUCGAGCGCGCAUUGACACCUGAAAGCGUGGGACUCUUAGACGAACCGCUAGACAUAGACACAAUUGACAAAUCGGAUGAGAGAAGCAAGGAAUUUAUUGAAGGAAGAAAGAAAUUUGUUGUAACAGACGUUGACUUAAUUGAUAGUGAACAUUCUCAAAGAGAAACAGGCUCGUUUAUUGGUUCGGCUGCCCCUGGYAGUGAGUUGGACUACCCCGAAGGAAGCACACGUGUAGAGGUUGGUUCCUUGGCAACAGGGGGUGGUAUGUCCGUCAAAACCUCUGAUUUAAGCGUCAGCGAAACUUUAACAGUGGACAGUGAAAAAAACAAAGACCGCAUAAGUGACAAAUCAGGUCUUACCGAGAUAUCGGAAAGCGCCUCAAAGGCCAAGCCAUCUAAAUCUGACGAACUCGUAACUAGUCCAAUUUCCUUUAGAGGRAAACAAAAAGGAACAAUCGAUGUUUGGUGGUUAGCUGAUGAUGGCGGAUUAACMAUYCUUAUUCCGUACAUUCUCAGUUUAAACAAUUCCUGGAAGGAUUGCAAGCUGAGAAUUGUCGUUCCAGCUUCCACUCGAAGUAUCAAAAAGAAUGAGGUACGUAUGGCGAAUCUGCUGAAAAAGUUCCGAAUCGACUUCUCAAGUAUCAAAGAAGUUGAAGGCAUCGACAAACAGCCUUCUAAAAAGUCCAUAGAUGAUUUUUUGAAGUURCCYAUUCAAGGAGAGUUUGAAGAGGGAAUUCCUUUGGACAAGCGAAUGCUGAGGCAGAUCCGUACGGGUGAAUUACUACGAGAGCACUCGAGAGAUGCACGACUCAUCGUCGUUACUCUACCUGUUCCAAAGCUUGGUAUGAUGUCGCCGAGUUUAUACAUGAGCUGGCUUGAGGUUUUGUCGGCAGACUUGCCUCCAGUACUGAUGGUGCGUGGUAAUCAGACAAGCGUGCUCACUUUCUAUUGCUAAUUUAACUGAGGAAACUGUCAAUGAAUUGAAAAUGAUUAAUAAUUCUAACUUUACUGCAUUUUGAAUCAUUAUACAUAGUAUUUAAGGUAGCCAUGAGGAAUUAAGAUAAGACAAUUAUAGAAUAUUGAGGAGUCUUUGGCACUUUUGCAGUGAUAAUGGUCAUGUCGCCGAAAUCCUCUAAAUGUUGGAUUGCUACUGAAGACUAAAGAGGUUUUAAAACAAUAAUCUCGCCGUUAUUGACAGUGAUUCUUUUGUUUUAAAAGCUUUUUCCAUUUACUGCAAAAGCUUCUUUAAAAUGAMUUCAUCAAAGCAACAAGCUAAGCCUUUGGAAGGCUAAAAUUAUGAGUAUAAUAUUUGUACAUUUCAAAGUAAAUCUAUUUCUACUUGAAAUUAGAAUGAAAAAUGCAAUGUUUAAACUCUACAAUCGUAGGAUAUAUUCCAAAGGAAAAUCAACCCUUCUAUCUMAUUCUCAUCCUUUUUUACAGUGCACUUCAGUAACUUAUUUUAGCAUAUUUCGUAUGACUGAAGUGGCACCGAACUCGGCGCGAACAACGCACCGAGCGGUCACAUAUCAAUUGAAACACACUCAAUCUAGUUUGUACUAUCCCAUAAUAGCGGUGUCUAUACGGCUUACUGAUAGUAUUCAGCAUUCUGAUUGGCUAUUGAACUGYUGUUUACUCGUGAUAGAUCAUGGUCGUAAAAAGGCAAACAAUUCAAGAAAAGUUGAUUUUCUUCUCGUUGACGGUCGUGGACUGCGCAUUGAAAGCCUAUUGGCUGAGCACGGCCUCUUGGAGUCGUAGUGCACUCGACCCAGAGCUCAAUAGGAAUAGGGGUUUUGUUUUGGAAUAAAUCUUACUAUUCUUUCACAGACGGCACUCACACUAAAUUGUUUAUGUGUKAAACGACGCAAUUGGCUUUUUUCAACUGUCAACAUGAUUGGAAAAYGCCAUUUCGUAUUUUUGCUACAUCCUAACAGUUUUGUAAUAUUCUUUCUAGAAAUUGUUUCACAAUAAAGACGCUCAUUUCGUCCCA